GUAAGUAACAAUAUAACUUGUUUACUAAUUAAAAGGGUAUUCUCGUCAUAAGAGCUAGUGAUUAUCUUUGAUCAGUAACGUCUUGGCUACUUUUAAAUACACGAAAAUACCCGAUUCGCUUUUCACGCGGCUGUUUUUUUGAUCGAGUUAGGGAGACAAACGAAGAAGAAAGGAAAGCGAGAUGGCUAGCGAGCUGAUCAACCGUCGACACGAGGCUGACCAACCAUCCGCCGAUGCUUACUACCCGAGACCUAUCAAACCGUGGUUCUCCGUUGUAACACGUCCGAUGCGUUACAUGCUCCGCGAACAGAGACUCCUCUUCGUCCUCGUCGGCAUUGCAAUCGCGACACUUGUUUUCACAAUCUUCCCUCGCUCCUCCACACCCGACGACGAGUCGUACGUUCCGGCGUUCCAGGCCCAGAGGAGGCCCAGCCUCGAGUACCUGAGAGGAGCAGCAACAGGCGGGAAAAUCCCGCUCGGGCUGAAACGCAAAGGGAUGAGAGUGGUGGUGACGGGUGGCGCGGGGUUCGUGGGAUCGCAUCUGGUGGAUCGGCUGAUGGCGAGAGGAGACACGGUGAUCGUUGUUGACAAUUUCUUCACGGGGAGUAAAGAGAACGUGAUGCAUCAUUUCGGUAACCCUAAUUUUGAGCUCAUACGUCACGAUGUCGUUGAGCCGAUACUACUUGAGGUUGAUCAGAUCUAUCACUUGGCCUGCCCUGCCUCCCCUGUUCACUACAAGUUCAACCCCGUCAAGACUAUCAAGACGAAUGUGGUUGGGACGUUGAACAUGCUUGGUCUGGCGAAGAGAGUCGGUGCCAGGUUUCUCCUGACGAGCACCAGUGAGGUCUACGGUGAUCCUCUUCAGCAUCCUCAGGUCGAGACUUACUGGGGCAACGUUAAUCCCAUCGGUGUUCGUAGUUGCUAUGACGAAGGGAAGCGUACCGCUGAGACGCUAACUAUGGACUAUCACCGUGGAGCCAACGUUGAGGUCAGGAUUGCUAGGAUCUUCAACACAUAUGGUCCAAGAAUGUGCAUAGAUGAUGGGCGUGUUGUCAGCAACUUCGUUGCGCAGGCACUAAGGAAAGAACCAUUGACUGUUUAUGGUGAUGGAAAGCAGACAAGAAGUUUCCAGUUUGUUUCUGAUCUGGUGGAAGGGUUGAUGAGAUUGAUGGAAGGAGAACAUGUAGGGCCAUUUAACCUCGGUAAUCCUGGUGAAUUCACCAUGCUCGAGCUCGCUAAGGUGGUGCAAGAGACGAUUGAUCCAAACGCAAAAAUAGCGUUCAGACCAAACACGGAGGAUGACCCUCACAAGAGAAAGCCUGACAUCACAAAGGCCAAGGAACUUCUUGGUUGGGAGCCAAAGGUCUCUCUUCGUCAGGGACUUCCUCUCAUGGUCAAAGAUUUCCGUCAACGUGUCUUUGGUGACCAGAAGGAAGGAUCCUUCGUGACUACCAAAACAACCUCAGCUUAAGCUUAAGAAGUUGCAUGUAGCAGCGAUUACGUUUGGUAGAUGGUUUAUAAUCAAAAAUUCAAGGGAUCGCUUGCAUAGCCUACAUUGUGGAAUGUCGAGAGAGGAGAAUUUCGUUUGUUCAAUUUUAUUUUUGUUUUUUUUCUUAAUUUAUAUUUGAUACUAUAUUCGUGUAAUGUAGAGUAAGAGUUUUGGUGUACUUACUACUAUUAUGCAUGGACCUCACUACAGCUUAAGGAAAACUUGUCUGUCACUUGCAAUUACAAAGUUAAGGGGCAUCA
Molecule: messenger RNA, 1749 nt
Organism: Raphanus sativus (radish)
Lineage: Eukaryota; Viridiplantae; Streptophyta; Magnoliopsida; Brassicales; Brassicaceae
Product: UDP-glucuronic acid decarboxylase 2
Exons: 7
Coding region: 182-1471 (429 amino acids)
Biological process (GO): D-xylose metabolic process
Cellular component (GO): cytoplasm
Molecular function (GO): UDP-glucuronate decarboxylase activity; NAD+ binding
Source: RefSeq, a predicted model, not a curated record